CNCCCGAGGGCGGCUGGGCUGGGUGGUGUUGCUGGCCGCCAUGUGGUGCAACGGCGCCGUCUUUGGCAUUCAGAACUCGUGCGGGGUCCUCUUCGUCUCCAUGCUCCGGCUCUUCGGCAGCAGCGAGGACAAGCAGCUGAUAUUUAAAACAGCAUGGGUGAGCUCUCUUUCUAUGGGAAUGGUCUUCUUCUGUUCCCCAAUAGUCAGCAUAUUCACAGACCUGUAUGGCUGUCGAAAAGUAGCUGUUAUUGGAGCUGCAGUAGGGCUUGUUGGACUCCUUUCGAGUUCUUUUGUAAGCACCAUUGAGCCUCUGUAUUUCACCUAUGGAAUCUUGUUUGCCUGUGGCUGCUCGUUUGCCUACCAGCCAUCCCUGGUCAUUCUCGGGCACUAUUUCAAGAAGCGCCUUGGACUGGUGAAUGGCAUUGUCACUGCGGGCAGCAGCUUGUUCACAGUGUCACUGCCCUUCCUCCUGAGGGUCCUGAUCGACUCUGUCGACCUGUACAACACCUUGAGGGUCCUCUGCAUCCUUAUGUUUGUUCUGUUCCUGGCUGGAUUUACAUACAAACCUCUUGUUCCCAACACCAAAGAAAAGGAGGGAGGAAAGAAGGGAAAAUUCAAAUUACCUCCUGCGAGAAAGAUUUGCAAUUUCUCCGUUUUCAAAGUUCUCAGUUACCGAAUCUGGGCUUUUGGGAUCCCAGCUGCACUUUUUGGAUAUUUUGUGCCUUAUGUUCACUUGAUGAAUCACGUAAAAGAGAGAUUUGGUGACAGCGUGCCAGAAGAAGUGCUUCUGCUAUGUCUGGGCAUUACCUCAGGAGUUGGCAGAUUGAUCUUUGGCAGAGUUGCAGAUUAUAUUCCUGGUGCAAAAAAAAUUUAUUUACAGGUGGCCUCAUUCUUUUUUAUUGGGCUGAUGUCUAUGAUGAUUCCACUGUGCAAGGUCUUUGGAGCUCUCGUUGCUGUCUGUCUCUUCAUGGGCCUGUUUGAUGGGUGCUUCAUUUGCAUUAUGGCUCCCAUUGCCUUCGAGCUCGUUGGGGCUCAGGAUGUCUCCCAGGCCAUCGGAUUUCUCCUUGGACUCAUGUCAGUGCCUAUGGUAGUUGGUCCACCCAUUGCAGGUUUGCUGCGGGAUAAGCUUGGCACCUACGACGUGGCAUUUUACCUGGCUGGAGUCCCUCCCCUCAUUGGAGGAGCUAUUUUGUGUUUCAUCCCCUGGGUCCACGAACGGCACAAGUUGAAAGAGAGAGCAAAACCUGUUGAUGGAGAAACUACUGAGAAAAUGCUGGAGAACGAAAGCACUUUGGUGUCGGACACGACAGAAAAGCCAGUCAAAGAACUGGAUUCUGGCUUUUGAUGCCUUUUUCUUUUCCCUGUACCACCCUGACCUCCUCCUACUGAAGCUAGAUUUCUACUUUUUGGCUGAAGAUACUAUACGAUACUGAAGUAUUGAACUAUUGCUCAAAUUGCAAAACUGCUACAAGAAUCUUUUAUACCAUUGAACUUUUUUGACAAGUCUUUGAAUUUGAUUUCAAGCCACAUUUUCAAGGUAUUUGACGUUUUGUAGCUUUAGUGUGUACGUGCGUAGUGAUUCUGUGUGUGAAGAGAAUAUUUUUCUAAUCCAUCAGAACUGAUUUCUGGAAAUGUGAAAGCUGUUUUUCCUUCACUGACCCGGGAUUCUUCAAUGAAUAUCUAUGAUCCGUCCUCGGCAGGCACACCCUUGGGUGUUUAUACUGGAUAAUGUAGUAGCUCUUAUGACUGAUCUGUUUUUUUGAAGUUUAUCAUGCUGUUUACAGUCUUUUAUAAUUCUCUAUCAUGAACACAAAUAUGCAUCUUUUUGCUGAAAUGAUUUUUUUUUUCAUUAGAAAGCUAAAUUAUUAUAUAACUGUUGAAACACUCACUUGUGUUUGCAUUCACCUUUCACAGUAGCCCAAAGAACAUUAAGGAUGGCAUUUUUAAUGGGCUCAGGUUUUGAAUAUGUGCAAACCAACCUCCAAGUGCAAACAUGUUCAGAAGUAACGCUGCUGAGUAAUAGAAUUUUUUAUUAUUAUUAUUAUUUUUUGGUGAAGGCAAUACCCUUAAGAUGUAUUUGUAUAAAUUUGAUUUCAGCCAAACCUCAGAGUACUGGAUAGUUUUGAAACUGUACUGACUAAUUCUUUGGAGCAGUAUUGUGAAUUAGACUAAAUUUCAAAUUAUUCUGUUGUACUUGUUAGGAUUUCUUUCCUUUUUGGUUUGUAAAACCAAGACAGCUUUAAAUGAUACAUUCUAAGUGCAAUACCAAGUUUUUAAUGUGGAAAUAUACACGAGCUAUUAAAACAACAUUCAGCAACUAAAGAUUUUUGCACUAAGUGAACAUGCAGGUUUAUUACAGGUCUUUAUAGCUGUGCUCAAUUGCCUGUAGAUUAUAUGGCUCCAUGUUUUAUUCAAAUAUAAAGAAAUGUCUUUGCAUGUCCUAUUUCUUGCGUAACAUCCUAAACAAAUGGCCCCAUGGCUUCUGCAUUCUUAGGUAUUAUGCACUGUUUGUCAAGCAAGUAAUCUCUUUUCCAGAAAAAUGUUUAAAAGCAUAAUACUUUGAGAUUAAAACACUGCUUUUCAGUUUAUCAUAAAACACUUCUAAGCACAUUGCUUAUGUGUGGAUAUGUUUCAGCAAUCACUGGAAUAUUUAAUAAUUCUUUAUUUCAGGUCCAUUUAAUACCAAUCAUUUUUGUUGUCUCAUUUAAAACUGUCAUAGCAAAGAGUAAACUGAAUGCGAUCUGGACAAAAUUACUAUUUAAGUGCUUUUUUAAUUAGUAACUGUUCUUUACAUAAACCAUGGAGGCAUAGUGUUUUGUUUUGUUUUUUUUUUUUUUUUUUAAUGAUAGCCUUUAUUAUCUAUUUUCAUUCUUCUUUUUCCAGUGUUGCAGUAAAUUGCUCAGAAAACCAAUCUAAAACAGCAAUACUAUUGCAUUUAAUGUUUACACCUAGCAAUUGACAGAAGUUCUUUAAAUAUAAUAAUGGAAAACAUUCUAAUUAUUGUAGACCAAAGCUCAGACUUUUUUAUAUUGCAGGAUUUCGGUCCCUACUUUGCAUGAGUGAGGUCUAAAAGAAUUGAAUAUUAAAAUGUUAGAGAGACAUAUGUGGAAGGGACUUGGAGGGUGGGGAGAAAAAAGCCAAUCUGGAAAACUGUGGUCUCUUCAGGUUCACAGGGACUUGUGCUUUGGCACAUUGUAAGUACUUCUAAAAAUGUCAUUAAAAUAUGCAUAGUAGUGUUAAUUAAGAUUACUACCUUCACUACAGAAAUGAUGCUGACAGCCAAUGCUGCUCUUGUCUGGAGUGUUUCUGUAGAACGUGAUAUUCAGUAUUAUUUUCCAUUUGGGCAACACAGAAGGUAUUGCUGGCUAAGUGUAGUAAAAGACUCAUUUCCUGUUGUUCUGUUAUGAAAAAUUAGUGCUCAUCAUAGAUCUUGCAUUUAAUGUGUUUUCAGUCCUAAGUUUUAUACCAAAAACAAAACUGCUGCUUUUUUUAUCACUGGUGCAAUUUGAAAUGAUUGUGACCAGGUAUAUUGGUGUAAUGAUGGUAUCUUUCCAACUUGCUGCUCUGCAUCUCUAAAUUAUCUGGGAGAGUAUAUAAAAGAAUUGUUGUAAGAUUUAUAAAUGACAUGGAAAUGGUAUAUCAGUAGUAUGGGCUAAUUCUUGCCAUGAUGUUUAAAGAAAAAGAAAAAAAAUCCAAACUCUCAUAUUUGCAUAAAAUUUAUAAAAAUCCCCAAACCAACAAACCAAAAAAACUGCACAACCUGUAACCUCCAUGGGGAGGGUACAAUUACUAAUUGUUUAGGAGUGAUUCCUAUGGUAAAUAGUGAGUGGGAUGCUGGAUGAGAGGGAAGCAGAACUUAGGGGGAAGGGGAAGCUCUGCUGGUAUGAUAGUGUUAGAAUAACAAACCCUUUUCUGAUGCAGUGCUUGUUUUGCAACAAUGCUGAAAUUGGAAAGGCUUUUCAGAGAAGAUAAAUUACUGUUUAAGAACUCUAUUAGCAUCUUUUCUGUUAGCUUGUAUCUGUGGGGGAAAUGUCCAGUAGCAAAUGCUCUUUUCUGGACAGAAGCAUAAGGUGUUUGUGUCCUAAAGCUAGGUAGGAAGAAAAACAAGCUCAGAUUGUUUGUUCUGAGGCUGACCAACCACUGAGAAACUUAUUGAGAGAGAUACUAGAUUCUAUUUGCCCUGAGGUUUUAAAAAUUAGGUUAGAUGACUCUAUUCUAAAGAAAAAAAAAGCAAAUAAAUCCCCAAACAAACUAAAAUAUGAAAAAUCCUACACAAAUAGCAACUACUUAGUAAACUUAUUUUUUAAAAAAAUUGAUAUUGUAGAAGUGGAGAAAAGGACAGAAUAUUCAAUUUUAACUUAAUAAAUGUAAAUAAUAUUUUCUAACAAUUUAUUUUUAGGUGUGAAAACCUAUUCAUGGGAAACCUGUUGAAAUCCUAUUUUGGUGACCCAAAUCAUGCCAGCCUGAAUCUUGCUGGGGGUAGAUUCUAAAAUUAAAAUAGUAGCUUAAUUCAAGAAGGCUCUUAAAUCACUCUGAUACAUCCCUCUCUUGAGAACAGUUCAUAGAGUACUUUCCAUAGACAUUAUGCUUGUAUCCUAUAAACAGAGUAGUCAUCUUUUCAUUGAAUGUUCUCAGGGUAAAUUUUCAGAAGAAAAUGAGUAGAAAGAGGGUCACUUUAAAUGGCAGUGUGAAAUUUCCAGUCCUACGUGGUGCUGUCAUUUAAUACACCAGAUCUUGACUGCUAUUAAGAGUGUGUGUGUAUCUGUAAAUACAAUGUAUUUUGACAAGGGCAUGCACAAACAUUCUGCAUCUCACUAGAGGAGGUGUGCAGUUCUGGAAGGUGGGAGAUGGCUAAGGAAAAAAUGAUCCCUUUCUGUGUGCCUCCCUGUUGACAAGCACAGCACCAGCAGAGUUCCAGCCAGCCAGUGAGUUUCCAGUCAUGUAAACUUUGGCAUAUGUGCAGUAUGCCUUCUAGUCUAUAUAUAUCUUGUGUCAACAGCUGUAAUGUUUUGGAAGUGCAUAUGCUAAGAUUAGAGGGAUUUUAUACUAAAAUGUUUGCUAAUAUUGACAACACUGACAUGUUUAAGUAUCUUUAUAGACAUCAUAUUUUGUAUGUUGUUUUUGAUAUUAAAGAGUACAUGUUUUGCUAGCCUUAACUCCAGUCUUUCAAGUUCUGCUUUGUUAGAAGGGUAAGAAAUGAAUGUUUAAUGUUUUUCGUGGUGCUAAAGUAACUGUGAUCAGUUUCAAAUUAUUCAGAAUAAAGAUGGUAGUGUUUAAGUGCUCCAUUUGUUACUGCA
Messenger RNA from Cyanistes caeruleus (blue tit), 5297 nucleotides. It is a transcript of the gene SLC16A10, whose product is annotated as solute carrier family 16 member 10. Gene Ontology annotation, cellular component: basolateral plasma membrane. The record is from RefSeq and is a predicted model, not a curated record. NCBI's taxonomy places the organism in Eukaryota, Metazoa, Chordata, Aves, Passeriformes, Paridae. Gene Ontology annotation, molecular function: transmembrane transporter activity. Gene Ontology annotation, biological process: transmembrane transport.